Paramecium sonneborni is the source of this 961-nucleotide messenger RNA. The record is from the annotation of a GenBank genome assembly. NCBI's taxonomy places the organism in Eukaryota, Ciliophora, Oligohymenophorea, Peniculida, Parameciidae.
AAUGGGUACUUGCUCAAGUUAAACAAAAUAAAACAAGAAAAAUGUUUAACCAAAAAAAAUUUAAAAUGAACUUGAAACGAACCUAAAUUCUGGCUAAAAAUAACCAGUUUCCUUAAAAUAAGAAGAGAUAAUAUAAGACCCAAAAUAAUUGAAUUAAGAUGUUUAAGAAUAAGUGGAAAAAAAAGAGAAUGAUUGUAGCUAAGAAAACUUAAUUACAGAUGAUGAUGCAAUUAAAUAGUAUCUCAUAGGGGAAGAAAUGUCUGAGCUAGCUUUAUAAAAAGAAUACGAUUUGAUCUCCAAAAUCUAAAAUAAAAUAAGAUUUAAAGAUAAGUCACAAAUUGUAUCAGUAAUAAAUUCACUUUUUUUAUGGUUGAGUAUGAAUUGAUUUGACAUUUUUAGUUUAAAGGAAUUAGAAGAACCAAUUUAUCAGUUAGACAAAAAAUACCCUAGUGAAGUUCUCAAUAAUUUCUAACAAUUUUUACAGCUUUCAUUGAAGGAUCUUUUCGAGUUCAAUAUAAAUUAACUGAAAAAUGCAUCAAUUUUGUAAAAAAGCCUUGAAUUAUGUUGUCGAACUUAUCAUAUAUUAUAAAAUCUAGGAAAAAAAUCAAAGGCUUAGAAAAUAUAUACAGAAGUUAUAUAGGAUGAAGAAAUGAUAAUAAGUGAAGAGUUAAAAAAAUAAUACCUAAAAGUUUAAAGUGAAAUAAAACUGGAAAUAAUUCGAACAUUUUCUAAUAAGAAUGAUAUUUAAAAAUCUUAAUAAUAAUAAAACAAUCCUUUAGUUUUGAUGAAGUUUAAUACAAAACAUGCAAUUACUUUAGCAAAAUAAUAGACAUUAAAAUAAUAAGUAGAAGAGGAUGAGGACAGUUAAUUAUUAUAAUCACUUUAAGAUGCUUUAGAAUAUGAUAUAUAGAAUAGCUAAUAUGAUACGAGUAAUAUGAAGCCUAAAAAGAAGGCAAAUUGA